ACAGUUGUUUUCAAGCUAUCUUUAAAGAGUGAUUUCCCACGUAUUAUUUUUCUUUCCGUCACAUUAUCCGUCUAUUUAGCCUUAUUCACACCACGGUGAUAACGAACGACGUCCUUCUGGAAGGUCGCGUUUUGGCACUUGGAGAUUUUCUUUGAACUUUUUUCCGCCUCAGCUGUGAACCAAUAAACCUCUGGAGACCGGUUCUAUAUAAAAAGAGCGCUACAGAAUCUCCUGCGCACAACACUGGUCGUUCACCUGGAUAUCGGCGUCACUGACCCGGGACCUUUGCAAUAUGGAUGUAGUACCAGCUGAAAUAAUAACUGAGUGGGCACCCAGUCAUUUCGGAGAAGAACAAGCCAGCUCUCCAGAGUCCUCUCUGGACUCCAUGUGCUCUUCACCGGAGAUGAGCUGUCCAAGCGGAUCUCCGGACACAGACUUUUCAUUUGGUUACUGUGGACGAAGGAUGACUAACGCAACGCAGAGGCAGAGCAAGUCAAAGAUGUCCACCAAGAGGCGCAUGAAGGCCAGCGAGAGGGAGAAGUUGCGCAUGAGGAGCCUGGCGGAGGCCCUGCACCAGCUCCGAGAUUACUUGCCUCCGGAUUAUACCAAGAGAGGACAACCACUCACCAAAAUACAGACCCUCAAAUAUACCAUUGAGUACAUCAACAAACUCUCGGACAUCCUUAGCCAUGCGUAAUAUUCUUUUACGCACGUUCUGACUUUUCGCCCUUUUCUAGAUGCUGUAAAUAUUGUUAAAUGGGCACUUGUCGAUUGCUAUGUAUAUUGGGACAUUCUUUUAGUUUUUGUUCAUUUCAAUUAAGUUUGACUUUAUUAUAGAUUUAUACGAGCGUGCAUCCCUAUAGGCCUAUGCCAACUGGUUGAAGACACAGAUAGGCUA
Molecule: messenger RNA, 898 nt
Organism: Periophthalmus magnuspinnatus
Lineage: Eukaryota; Metazoa; Chordata; Actinopteri; Gobiiformes; Gobiidae
Gene: msgn1
Product: mesogenin 1
Exons: 1
Coding region: 293-697 (134 amino acids)
Biological process (GO): regulation of transcription by RNA polymerase II; mesoderm formation
Cellular component (GO): nucleus
Molecular function (GO): RNA polymerase II cis-regulatory region sequence-specific DNA binding; protein dimerization activity; DNA-binding transcription factor activity, RNA polymerase II-specific
Source: RefSeq, a predicted model, not a curated record